Messenger RNA from Fusarium poae, 1185 nucleotides. RefSeq lists its product as uncharacterized. The coding region runs from base 1 to 1185 and encodes 394 amino acids. The transcript is spliced from 2 exons. The record is from RefSeq and is a predicted model, not a curated record. NCBI's taxonomy places the organism in Eukaryota, Fungi, Ascomycota, Sordariomycetes, Hypocreales, Nectriaceae.
AUGCCCUCACAAUCAAAUCUGAGAGCUGCUCAGGCCGUUGUUCUUUCACGCCAGCGACUUCGCCGCGGUCUCAAUCGUGAUGCUGCCGGCCGCCGAAAGAAGCCACUGACUCUUCGUGCUGCUGAAGCUCGAUAUGCCAGCUCUGCUCGUGCAUCUAUCGGCCGCAUCGUCAAGAGACUUGAGGCUGCGAAUACCGUAGAUUAUGAGGAUGUUGUCGAUCCUAAGAUGGGGCGCCCGCGGCAACUCACGGAUGAGGAAGAAGAAGCUAUCAGGCAGCUACAGUCGCUCAUCUCGUACGUCAGGUCCGAGUACGAUCAUACGGGCGAGAAACUCUUCCAGGGCAGUAAUGUCUGGGUGUCUCUGGUCGGGAUACUCACAAAAAUGCUUGAGGACCCGAUUUUGAAAGACGUAGUCUUGGUCGUCGACGCCCUUGACGAGUGCAUUACCGAUCGACCCAAGCUUCUUGAUUUCAUCGUCCAAACUUCGUCGAGUUCUUCAUCCCACGUCAAGUGGAUCAUAUCCAGUCGCAACGAGCAAGACAUUCAGGGGGCACUGGACUAUGCAGAGCAGAAAGUGAGGCUACACCUCGAACUGAACCCGGAUUCAAUCUCGAAGGCCGUUGGCACGUACAUUAAAUACAAAGUAGGUCAACUGGCACGCCGAAAGAACUACGAUACGCAAACGAGGGACGCUAUCAGUAAUCAUUUGACCUCCAAUGCCAACGAUACGUUUCUCUGGGUGGCUUUGGUCUGUCAAGAGCUGGCAGAUUCUGAGCUGACCCGAAAACGUCAUACGCUCGCCAAGUUGAAGUCAUUCCCGCCAGGACUUAAUCCCCUCUACAAGCGGAUGAUGGAACAAAUCUCUAAUUCAGAUGAUGCGGACAUUUGUAAGGAGAUACUGGCUACUGCUUCGGUUGUGUACCGACCUAUCACCCUGGAGGAAUUAAAGGUUCUUGCUCCGUCGCUUGAAGACGACGACUACGACGACCUUCCCCAAAUAAUUAGCUCUUGCGGUUCCUUUCUGACACUGCGUGAAGGUGUCAUCUACCUUGUGCACCAAUCAGCCAAGGAGUUCCUGCUCAAUGAGGUAUCCGACCAAGUCCUAACCUAUGGCGAAGUGCACCAGCACCAUGCCAUUUUCUCGAAGUCACUGACGGCUCUGUCGCAAACCACAUUUGUAAACUGA